AUGGGAGAUUCAGUCGCCAAAACAGUCAGGAGAGGCUCCGGCAGCAAACCAGAGCAGGGUCGAGAUGGAAGAGAUGACCCCGUCGGACUACUACAAACACUGGAAACGAGCCUCGACGACAUACGAACCCUCGUUACCUGCCGAGUCUGUGUACGCCCUCUCUUUGAACCUUACACCAUCGAAUGUGGCCACACUUUCUGCUACGGUUGCCUUGUUCGUUGGUUUGAGAGGGACCGGACCAAGAAAUCUUGCCCCGACUGCCGAGCCGAUGUGCUACGUCCGCCCGCCCCGGCCUAUCUUAUUCGUGAUAUGACGCAAAUAUUCGCAAAGCGGGCAGAGCUCAUGCCUGUUGGUGAAACUACCCAGGAACACAAAAAAUGGCAGGACGAGGAGGCGGCUUUGGUCGAAAAAGACAGGGCAACUACCGGCCUUAAAGGUGGCCUUUUCCGAGGUUGCUUCAAACUGACACGUCGAAGACAAUUGAAUGUCAUUAGGGACGAUGAAGAUGGUGUUGAUCGUUGCCCAAGGUGCACGUGGGAGCUUGAAGACGGACUUUGUGAAUCUUGUGGAUAUCCAAUGGGGGAAGACUCGGCCGAAAUGAGUGAUUCUGACGGCCAUGGACAUUGGGAUGAUGACCUCUACGAUAUGGAAGGGGCUACUAUGGAAGAACUUGUGGGAGCCCUUGGUGAAGAUGCUCGUAUGGAUGGGUAUAUCCCGAAUCUCGACUUCUCCGAGCACGGAUAUUCGAGUGAAAAUGGUUCUUCUGACGGAAACCCGCCGCAAAUGCGUCACAGAGGUAGACGGAUUACGGCACAGCUCAAUCGACUGCGGGCAAAUUCAGAGGACGAGCGCCCUUACGAUAGUUUUCUUGAUGAUACAGAUGAAGGCAGUCAAGGUGAGGAGGUUGGCUCACUAAAUGAUUUCGUUGUCAACGAUGUCGAAAAUGGUCAUCACUCCGUUACAAGUUCGACCAGAAGCUUGCAUUGGGAAACGGAUGAAGGAACGGAUGGGGAGGGUAACCAACUGCAAAAUUCCGACAAUGAUCAAAACAGCCAAGAGGAAGACGCCUCAGCAAUUGCGAAUGGUGUUCGUAACGAAGCAUCAUCUGCAACUGCUCAAUAUGACCCUGGAGACGAGUCCGACGAAGGCCCAAUCCUGCGUUCCAGGCGACAAGCUCGACGAAGAUCAGUGCUGUCUAACCAGUCCAGUGGCAGUGAUGGCAGUGGCGUUUCGCAGGCGUUGAAUGCCCUUCGCGUGAGAAACGGAUACAGCGGCAGCCGUGUAUCUGUGAACGCGCAACGGAACAUUCCCCAUAGAAACCCAGGUGCAAGUGGUGAAAGAUCCACAGGCGGCCCAUUCGAGAUUGAAAGUGAUUCUGAUUCCCCUGUGCCUGCUCAGCAUACGAGAAGAAGGCGAGCUAUUCCGAAUCGUCUCACAUCGGACGAUGACAGUGCCGUGGAGGCCAGUAGUGGUACGGCUACUGUCGGUAGAGACUCCCCAAGACCGAUUGCUGGUUGGAUCGCUCGUAGGACUGGAGGCAUCCUACCGGCCAGUCAGACCAGCAGUGCAUCUUCGCCAAUCUUGAUCGAGUCAAGUCCGACGAGAUCGGCAAACCGCCAGCUUCCUGUCCCUGGAGCUUUCCCCCAACGUUCCCGAUCUGCCCGUCAUCCAAACCGCUCUCUGAACAUCGGCAGGCGGGCUCCUACUCGCACCAACCGUGGAGCGGAUAACUCGCCUCAGGGCAUUUUUACAAGACGUUCCCCAGCCAAUGCUUUCCCGUCUAACGGGCUACAGCAGCGUCGAGGCACGCGGCGUCGCAGUCCACUUCCCCCUCCUGCGCAUCCGCAUAGCCCAACAUCUAGGCAGUAUCACUCACCAACGGCAAUGGAAAUGUUCGAGCAGGGAAGACGUGACCGUCAAGCACAGAAGAUUGAGAGGAGAGCUGAACGUCGGCGCCUCAAGGCAGAGCGAGAGCAGAGAGCGAGGCCCCAAAGUGGACUGUCACCCUCGCCAGGCUCAUCGAAUCAAUAUGAAGACCUCUGA
This is a messenger RNA of Letharia columbiana, 2043 nucleotides long. RefSeq lists its product as uncharacterized. Gene Ontology annotation, biological process: proteasome-mediated ubiquitin-dependent protein catabolic process. Gene Ontology annotation, cellular component: nucleus. Gene Ontology annotation, molecular function: ubiquitin protein ligase activity. Lineage: Eukaryota; Fungi; Ascomycota; Lecanoromycetes; Lecanorales; Parmeliaceae. The coding region runs from base 1 to 2043 and encodes 680 amino acids. The record is from RefSeq and is a predicted model, not a curated record. The transcript is spliced from 2 exons.